Molecule: messenger RNA, 2108 nt
Organism: Dromaius novaehollandiae (emu)
Lineage: Eukaryota; Metazoa; Chordata; Aves; Casuariiformes; Dromaiidae
Gene: HOXB2
Product: homeobox B2
Exons: 2
Coding region: 525-1544 (339 amino acids)
Biological process (GO): regulation of transcription by RNA polymerase II
Cellular component (GO): nucleus
Molecular function (GO): RNA polymerase II cis-regulatory region sequence-specific DNA binding; DNA-binding transcription factor activity, RNA polymerase II-specific
Source: RefSeq, a predicted model, not a curated record
GCAGGCAGGGCAGGCAGGCAGGGAGGCAGGGAAGGCAGGCAGGGCAGGCAGGGAGGCAGGGAAGGCAGGCAGGGCAGGCAGGCAGCACCAGGCAGCACCAGGCAGCACCAGGCAGCGCAGGCAGCGGCCGCCUGCCCGCACCCGCCGGCCCAGCCGCAGCGCAGCCCGCGGCCCGCCGAGGAGGGACUGGGGUGGGGGAAAGGAUGCUUUUCCUGGGGAUCUUCUCUCGCUUCUUUUUUUUAAUCAAUUAAAGAAAAUAAUGCUUUCUGUUUGCCACCAGGCCCCGCCUGCCAUUGGCCAGGGGUGUCCACGUGACCAGGAAUUGGCUGCAAUUUCGCCCCAGUCUCGAGUUUAAUAGAGCAAGGUCCCCAUACGCCUGUAUUAUCAGCAAUAUAACAAUUAUAAAAAGCCCGAGAACCAUCAUCAUCACUGCCAUAAAAACUGAGGCCCUCAGAUUUCUCUCCCUCUUCCCCUCCUCCUCCCUCCCCCCCUCCCGCUUUUUAAACCCGGGCCCUGGAAAAGCCAUGAAUUUUGAAUUUGAGAGGGAGAUCGGGUUUAUAAAUAGCCAGCCUUCGCUCGCAGAGUGCCUGACGUCUCUUCCCGCUGUCCUGGAGACAUUUCAAACUUCAUCAAUCAAGGACUCGACAUUAAUUCCUCCUCCUUUUGAGCAAACCGUCCUCAGCCUGAAUCCUUGUUCCGGCAGCCAGGCAAGACCGAGGAGCCAAAAAAGAGCAUCUCAUGGCCUGCUCCAAGCCCAGCCGCCGGUGCAGCCCGGCCCCUUGGCAGCGGAAUUCCCCUGGAUGAAGGAGAAGAAAUCGUCCAAGAAAGCUACCCAGGCUCCAGCCUCUUCUUCAUCCUCUUCCCCCCCAUCAUCUUCCUCGGUGCCGGUGCCUGCCGCAGGAUCUCCUGCAGACACCCAGGGGCUCGCCGACAGCAGCGGCUCGCGGAGGCUCCGCACAGCCUACACCAACACGCAGCUGCUGGAGCUGGAGAAGGAAUUCCACUUCAACAAAUACCUCUGCAGGCCGCGGCGCGUCGAGAUCGCCGCGCUGCUCGACCUCACCGAGAGGCAGGUGAAGGUCUGGUUCCAGAACCGGCGGAUGAAGCACAAGAGGCAAACCCAGCACAAGGAGCCCCCCGACGGGGACCCCGCCUGCCCCAGCCUGGACGAGGGCAGCGACCCCGCGGACGAGCCCGAGGAGAGCCCCGCUUUCGGCCGAGCCCCGGAGCCGCGGGGGCCUCUCCCCGCCGACGAGCGGGGCGGCGCGGGGGCCGGGAGCCCGCGGGGCGGCGAGGCCGGGGCGGCCGCGGGGGAGCGGGGCGCCGGCGGCCCCACGGCCCGCGCCUACGCCGAGGGGCCGCGCUCGCCUUUGUUGCCAGACCUGAGCAUCCUCUCGGCAGACGCCUGCCUGCAGCUCUCGGAGGGGCUUUGCCCCAGCCUCCAGGGCUCCUUGGAGAGCCCCGUCCACUUCUCCGAGGAAGACCUGGACUUUUUUACCAGCGCACUUUGUACUAUAGAUCUGCAGCACCUAAAUUUCCAGUAGCGAUCUCCACUCGCCGCUCGCCGCGCCGCUCCUGCCCCUUCCCGGCAAACCCACGCACAGCCCCUCCCGAGCCGCAGCCGGCCGCCCCCAGCCCCCCUUAGCAGGGGCACCCUAAAAGCGGCCCAAGCCAUGAGUCAUUCACUCAGCCCAUCCCGUCCCCCGGACAUUUUCUGUUAAAACUCUCCACAUCGUGGGGCCGAAUCACCCUACCAAUAUUUAUUCUAACAGACCCACAUAAAAGAACACCCUAAUUUUUACUCAGUUCAGGUAUUUAAUUAUAGUUCUUUUGUCUUAUGUAUUUUUAAAGAAAGCGCCCAGUCGUCCUCAUGCACAUCAGAGAUAUCACGCCAAGAGAAAACAUUUGUAAAUCCUUCAAGUGAAUUUCUCAGGAAUCAGAACGAGACUUUUAGAUUUCUUAAUAAAAUUAAAAAAUAGAGGAAAUUUCUUUCCUCUUUUUAAGUUUUAGAGGUAGACUAUUUAUUCAAAUCCUUUAAUAGUAAAUGGCAAAUUAUUUAUUGUAUAUUAUUUUCAUAGCGUAAAUAAAUGUCUUUAUAAAAUCAAGAA